Caenorhabditis remanei is the source of this 1161-nucleotide messenger RNA. RefSeq lists its product as uncharacterized. Lineage: Eukaryota; Metazoa; Nematoda; Chromadorea; Rhabditida; Rhabditidae. Gene Ontology annotation, biological process: innate immune response. The transcript has 4 exons. The coding region runs from base 1 to 1161 and encodes 386 amino acids. The record is from RefSeq and is a predicted model, not a curated record.
AUGGCAGUGGUAUACGCCGACACCUACUCCUCACUCUCCUAUGUAGACCGCCCAUGUGGUACAGAUAUCUCCAACCUUUGGCUAGACGUCGUGUUGGUAGUGGAUAACUCUCGAGGGAUGACCACCCCCGGAUUUCAAAAUGUGGCAACUAAUAUCAUUGACAUUUUUUCGGCAAAUACCCGUAUUGGCUCAAAGUCUUCUGAGCCAAGAACUACUCGUGUUGGUCUUAUCACCUAUGCCUCUAAUGCAACACUAAAGGCGGAUUUGAACAAAUUCCAAUCGAUUGGUGAUCUUAUGGACGGAGUAUUUGAUUCUCUCAGCAAUGUAGCCAACUCAGCAGACUCGUUUAUCGAAACUGGUCUGGCGAUGGCUGAGCAACUCUUGGGAAGUCAAGGAUUCGGCACAGGACGUGAUCAAUAUCAGAAAGUUAUUAUCGUCUAUGCAUCAACGUAUCAAACAAACGGAGAAUCGGAUCCAGAAUCGAUAGCUGAUCGAUUGAAAAUGUCUGGAGUUAAAAUUAUCACUGUUGCCUAUGGAGAUGCUUAUGGACUUAUGAAAUCGUUAAGCAAUAUUGCCUCUCCAGGUUUCGCUUUCAGUAACUCGCCCGGCAAUGCUGGAAAUCUUGUUGCACAGAUUCAAACCUCACUAUUGCAGUCCAACUGUUUCUGCCCAGACGGCUGGAUACAGUACCGAGCCGACUACUCUGAUCCCGCUUCCUCUCGAUAUGGUGUGUGUAUCCAACUUGUCAGCUUGCAAGCUAACUGGCUUUCUGCAAAAAUGAGUUGCAAUAACCGAAAUUCCUCCCUUGCCACCGAAUUCAGCCAAGACAAACAUGACUUCAUUUUCAAUGCUGUUCAAAACACCACAGGAUUCUCUCCGCCCUAUCACUACCAUAUCGGAUUGAAUUAUGUCUCUUCUGGAUCCUGGGUAUGGACUCAGCCAACUGGACGCCAACAGGUUCCACUUCAACAACCCUUUAUCUGGAGUUCCGGAUAUCCUAUCCAGGCGUCUUCCAAAUCUGCGGUGAUGAACAUGCAGAGUGGGCAAGGAACCGGCUGGCAGAACAUCGCUACAAUGACUCUCAGUGCCAAUUUCAUUUGUGAAACCUACUCGUGUGAUACCGAUCAUUAUUGUGACGAGAAUAUGAAUAAGCAGCAAUGA